AUGCACCUUCUCCUGCGUGACCAGCUCUGGGACCUUGGUGCGGAUAGCUUCCAGGCUCCAGCUCAGCAGAACAACAACGCCCCAGCAAACAACGUGCAAGAAGAGGGCUGGCUCGAGGUGGGCAAGUGUAACCGCACCGUCCUGACACGCUCCACAAAGACAACCGACUCCCCCAUAACACGCAUCUUCGGCGGCAAAUUCCGCUCCACUCUCCGUGUACCGCAUCAAAAAGACUCUGUCGUUUUCGAAGACUGGCGUAGUCUGCGGUUAGACAUCCAACGCGACACAAUCCACACAAUCAAAGAUGCCCUCACGCACAUCUCUAUACCUCAAUCCGUGCAAGUCACCUCCGUAACACGCCCAGGGGCAACCCUCGACGCAACCCAACAAGUCCACAUCGACUCCCUCCCUCCGAUCCUCAUCCUCGCGCUCGUGCUGCUGCCGACGGCAACAGUGAACUGUCUGCAGGGGCACUCGCAUUCUGUUGCUUUUGUCAACGAAGUAACAACCAUGUACCGUCACAUGGACACUUCGCAUUGGUUCCUCGGCCCACGCAUGACCUACACCUCUGGCGUCAUCUUAGACGCUAACAAAGGCACCUCCCUCGAGAACUCCAAGGAUUUAUCUAUGAGUCGUUACUAUACCAUUGCUGCUAUCCUAGUACAGUAG
Suillus clintonianus is the source of this 669-nucleotide messenger RNA. RefSeq lists its product as uncharacterized. NCBI's taxonomy places the organism in Eukaryota, Fungi, Basidiomycota, Agaricomycetes, Boletales, Suillaceae. The transcript is spliced from 6 exons. The record is from RefSeq and is a predicted model, not a curated record. Bases 1 to 669 code for a protein of 222 amino acids.